Molecule: messenger RNA, 1881 nt
Organism: Centruroides sculpturatus (bark scorpion)
Lineage: Eukaryota; Metazoa; Arthropoda; Arachnida; Scorpiones; Buthidae
Product: histidine-rich glycoprotein-like
Exons: 2
Coding region: 436-1176 (246 amino acids)
Source: RefSeq, a predicted model, not a curated record
AAUAUGAAAAUGUAUCUUAUAAGGUAUUUAAAAAGCAAAAAUAAACAGAUAAUUUCUGUCAUUAAAGUAACGUUAAAAUCUGUCCGAUGCGUCACGUAAGUUGCAUUUCUUAUGCUUUUUUGUAUCCUCGGGGUGAAAUCUAAACAUAUUUUGUACAAAAGCAAAUACUUUAAAGAUCGGAACGUUUGUGUUUCCACUCGGACAAUUUUCCCAGUAGUUAGAGCAGAGCAUACGAAUUACAUUUUGUCUCGAUUAAAUUCAAUCGAGUAUGAAAUUAUAGAAGCAGAAACUUUAAGAUUUUUUCACCUUCUGGGGAUAAUCUGAUUUAAAACGGUAAUCACGUGAUACGUGCCGAAUAGUAUUUAAAGCCGAACGUUUUCAUUUCGAAUCAUUCACUUCUCUCGCCUUCCAAACACACGCAUUGUGUUGAACACGAUGUACUCGACGUGUUUAAUUUCCUUGCUUGCGUGCGCUCUUUUGGUCCAAGUUUCUUCUUACGGAAAAUCAUGGUCGCAUCACGGAGGAGACUGGAAGAAGAUGUCUGACGAUCACGGUUCGCACGGGCACGGACACAAAUUCGACCACGACGACUGGGGUAAGUGGGACAAGCACGGUAGCAACCGACAUCACGACCAAGGUGGACAUAAUUUCGAUAAAUACGGCAAAGAUAACGAAGGUUCCAACCAUCACGGAUUCGACGGGCACGGAUCGCACGGUGGAUCCAAUUGGGGUGGACACGGAAAGCACGACGAAUCGGACGGAAGAAUACAUUACCACGACAAAGGACAGAAGCAUAACGGUUUCAAAAAUUCGUACCACAAACAAGAGUUAGGAGAUCACAAAUCCCAUCACGACAUCGCCAGCCAGGGCAAGUAUCAUAAGAAUUACAACGACGAAGAUCAUUGGAAGAAGUACAACGGAGAAAAAUACCAUAAAAAUCAUCACAAAAAGGAAUAUUUCGAUAACAACGAACACGGAGACGAUUUCCGCAAUUUUGAAAAAGGCGGACAUAACGAUCACCACGGAGAAGACUACAAAAAGGGUGGCGAAUAUUCCAACAAAAAGUGGGACCAUAAGGAUAAUAAUGAUCGCCAUCAUCAUUCUGGCGGAGAGAUGGGUGGUCACGGCUCUAGUCACGGUAAGGGUGGACAUUACAUAGGUCAUCAUCAUCAUUGAAACGAGUAACGACGUUACACCCGUUGUCGAAAUCGGAACCGAGAACGAAACCGAAUAAGAAAAUGGUUACUUUAUAAUCACUUCUUCGAUGUUUUGGAUGUUGGUGUGUGUUGCAUUUUUAAAACUGUUUGUGUCUCGCAAUCUAUUGUUACGCAAUGCUUUAAAUUAUUAUGUUUUUAUAUUCGAUAAACUGAAAAUUUUGAUGUUAUUGUUCCUAAGGCUUAAGUAACCACAGCAAACUUUCCUUUUGUACGGAAAGAAAACAAUAAAAUAUAAUUUAUAAGUUAAAAAAUGAGUUACUGUAUUAAAUUUUACAAUAGAUUUGUAUUCGACCGUAUUAUUUUAGUCCCAUCGUUGAAUUAUACUAAAGAUCACGAAGGUUCCAACAUCACGAAUGCGAUGGGCACGGAUCGCGCGGUGGAUCCAAUAGAAGAAAUACCACACUUUUUAAUUGUUUUAGUUGCUACUUGACUUAAACUUACGGUUUCAAAUAAUGAAUAGUUGGUGGCUGACGGUAUGUCUCAUUUCCGGAAAAAUUCGAAUUCGAGUGACGUUUGCGAGGAUUUUUCCUUCCUCUUGAGAUCGUUUGGUAUUUUCUAAUUGGAAAGAAAUUAUCGCAUAAAUAUAAUGAUAAACUCUCAAUAGUCAGUUCUUGAGAAUACCAUUUGUAUAUUGUUAUAGUUCUCGAUUAACUCGAGAGUUCUC